AUGGCCCUCUCUAAGCACCUCAACGCCGACCGCCUCAUCCAGGCGUCCAAGGACCACAAGGCGCCUGGCGCUCAUAGCUCGACCGACCACCAUGCUGUUCACGGUUACGGCGCUCGCUAUGGCACCGAGCCCAUUCCCAAGUAUAGGCUCCCAUCCAAGGGCACCGAUGCAGAGGCAACGUACCAACUACUCCACGACGAGCUGACCCUCGACGGCAACCCGGCCCUCAACCUUGCGUCCUUUGUCCACACAUGGAUGCCCAAGCAAGCAGACCAGCUCAUGAUGGAAAACAUCUCCAAAAAUCUCAUCGAUCAGGAUGAGUACCCCAUGACACAGGUUAUCCACACGCGCUGUGUUUCUAUACUUGCCGACCUGUGGCAUGCGCCGUCUACCCAGCAGGCUAUUGGCACGGCGACCACCGGUUCCUCUGAGGCUAUACAGCUCGGAGGUCUGGCCAUGAAGCGCCUCUGGCAAGAGAAGCGCAAGGCCGCUGGCAAGUCUAUACAUGAGCCCGGUCCGAACAUCGUCAUGGGUGCCAACGCUCAGGUCGCGCUCGAGAAAUUCGCGCGCUACUUCGACGUCGAGAUGCGCCUUGUCCCUAUCUCCGAGGAGAGCCACUACCGGCUUGAUCCCAAGAGGGCUAUGCAGUAUGUGGACGAGAACACGAUUGGCGUCUACGUCAUCCUCGGAAGCACAUACACCGGCCAUUACGAGCCUGUGAAGGAGAUGGCGGACCUGCUUGACGAGUACGAGGCCCGUACCGGCAACUCUGUGCCCAUUCAUGUCGAUGCGGCUUCUGGCGGUUUCAUCGCCCCCUUCGCUACUCCCAAGCUCGAGUGGGAUUUCAAGAUCCCGCGUGUUGUCUCCAUCAACACGUCUGGCCACAAGUUCGGUCUCUCCUACGUCGGCGUGGGCUGGGUCGUUUGGCGGUCGAAGCAAUUCCUUCCCAAGGACCUCAUCUUCGAGCUGCACUACCUUGGCUCCGUUGAAUAUUCGUUCUCCCUCAACUUCUCGCGCCCUGCACACCCCAUCAUCGCGCAGUACUUCAAUUUCGUGCACUUGGGCUUCGAAGGGUACCGAAAUGUCGCGCUCCAAGAUUUGGCGAACGCAAGGCUCCUUAGCCGCGCUCUCGAGAAGAGUGGUCUGUUCUACGUUCUGAGUGACAUCCACCGGCCUCAGACUGUAGGUGCUCUCGCAUCAGCUGCCCAAAAGACCGUUGGCAUAAACGAGGCGAAUGUCGAGAACUACUCUCCUGGCUUGCCCGUGGUAUCGUUCAGGUUUACAGACGAAUUCCGCCAGCAGAACCCCGACAUCCAACAGAAGUGGGUCCAGGUCCUUCUUCGUGCGAAGGGCUGGAUCGUACCCAACUACGAGCUGGCACCCGAUUUGGAGAGCGUGGAGAUCCUCCGCGUUGUCGUCCGCGAGAACUUGAGCGCUGUUAUGAUCGACCGACUUGUUGCAGACAUCAUUGAGAUUGUCGAAGGUCUCGUGAAGUCGGAUACCCCCACCCAUGCGCUUAGUAAGAUGUCCAGUGGUGUCACGACCGCCGAACAUCAUCAUGGUGGGCUGGACAAAGGCUCUGGAAGCAAGUCCAGCGGCACGUACGCUAAGCAGUGCUAA
Messenger RNA from Dichomitus squalens LYAD-421 SS1, 1620 nucleotides. RefSeq names its product glutamate decarboxylase. The record is from RefSeq and is a predicted model, not a curated record. Gene Ontology annotation, cellular component: cytosol. Gene Ontology annotation, molecular function: pyridoxal phosphate binding; glutamate decarboxylase activity. The transcript is spliced from 8 exons. Bases 1 to 1620 code for a protein of 539 amino acids. Lineage: Eukaryota; Fungi; Basidiomycota; Agaricomycetes; Polyporales; Polyporaceae. Gene Ontology annotation, biological process: L-glutamate catabolic process.